AUGAGCGACUUCAGCCUAUGGAGGACCGAUCGUCUGCUCUGCAGAUUCAACGAUAGCUGUACUGGCUUUCAAAACACCGACGACUGUUUGCAUUGUUGCGCCAACGUCGCACGAAAAGGAGCAACGUUUGUCGCACAUCUCAGAACGGACUGGGUGGGUAAGCUUCACAAUUGUGUUGACGAAUUCCAGUACGACAGAAGCUACGAUGGCGACAACAGGUCAAGUAAAAGAAUCGCAACGCCGAAAGCGUCUUGUUUGAAACCGCCGUCGCCGAUCAGAAGUCGUGACAGGCACGUUCGGUUUGCAGACGUUCUUGGACUGCGUCUGACAUACGUAAAAGUGAUAGAAGACAUCGAGCCGUCUGUGCCGAGUGAAAGAAAAACAGAAUUGCCCUCGAUACUUUCCGAUAAUCUACGCGACCACAAAUAUCUAGUCAGCACCUUCCGUUGCCCUACUAAAAACCAACUUCUCACCAAGGUCCGGGAUCAGGGAGUGUGCCUGGAAAACAUUGUGUUGUCGUCAAUGACUGCAAUGGGAACAAUUCGUGUCGUCAAUGAAGGGUACCACAAAAUCGUACGAAUCAGGGCGACCAACAAUGAUUGGCAGUCGUACAUCGACAUACCGGCGACAUACGUAUUAAACUCGUGCAACGACUUUACUGACAGACUAUAUUGUAACUUAGAGGGCGGGGUUCAUAUCGGAGGCUUCCAAACGUAUCACGACAUGCUUCUGAAAACAACAUAGGGCUAAACUAGCUAGACACAAUCCCUGCAGAUUUCUGUUUUAUUAGUCAAACCAUCAACACAACGUCAGACAGAAAGACCACAUGAAUGUAUUUCAUUUAACCGUAGCCAGUAUAGUACGACUACUAUACUGUCUAUAAUUUAACACCGGAAAAUAGUUGCGUAAAUCUGAG
This is a messenger RNA of Saccoglossus kowalevskii, 916 nucleotides long. Its product is annotated as glycogen-binding subunit 76A-like. NCBI's taxonomy places the organism in Eukaryota, Metazoa, Hemichordata, Enteropneusta, Harrimaniidae. The record is from RefSeq and is a predicted model, not a curated record.